Molecule: messenger RNA, 3436 nt
Organism: Homarus americanus (American lobster)
Lineage: Eukaryota; Metazoa; Arthropoda; Malacostraca; Decapoda; Nephropidae
Product: sodium-coupled monocarboxylate transporter 2-like
Exons: 12
Coding region: 275-2101 (608 amino acids)
Biological process (GO): sodium ion transport; transmembrane transport
Cellular component (GO): membrane
Molecular function (GO): symporter activity
Source: RefSeq, a predicted model, not a curated record
UGAUGGUGCUAGGGAGGAUUCACUCAUCUUGCGGCUCCUGGUGGAGGUGGUACUCGUUGACCAGUUAGGCGUGUGAUCCAAGAUUUACCCUGCACUGGUGUAGUCUCGCACAGUAACUUGUUGAGUUACUCCAUCUUCCCUGAGUCGCUGGAUGAACCACUGGUGGGUGCAGGACCACCUGUAUUACUACCUCAGCCAGAGGAGUGAACCAGUAGUCAUCUACCUCAUCUCUACGCCCAUCUUGUAACGUCAUAUUUCCCUUGUUGCUGGCACCAUGGCGUACGUGGAUGAGUUGGUGGAUCGCUUCACCUGGAUUGAUUACAUGGUGUUCAACUGCAUGCUGUUGGUGUCGGCCGUCAUCGGCAUUUUUUAUGGCUGCUUCAGUAAGAAACAGGAUACCAAGGAGUUCUUAAUGGCUGGCAAGUCCAUGACUGCCUUCCCAGUAGCCAUGUCUCUAAUCGCCAGCUUCAUGUCGGCCAUCACGCUGUUGGGGAUGCCGUCGGAAGUGUACCAGUUCGGGUUCCUCUACUGGCUCAUCGGGUUCUCUUAUAUACUUAUGACGCCCUCUGCUGCCUACCUCUACUUCCCGGUCUUUUACAAGCUCCAGGUCACCUCCGCCUACGAGUACCUGGAGAGGAGGUUCCACAGGUCGGUACGUUGGCUCGGCUCCUUCGUGUUUAUUAUCCAGAUGACGCUGUACAUGGCCAUCGUGGUGUACGCCCCAGCCCUCGCACUAGAACAGGUCACCGGCCUUAACGUCUACAUCUCCGUCUCCCUCAUCUGCUUCGUCUGCAUCUUCUACACUACACUCGGCGGCAUGAAGGCGGUGCUCUGGACCGAUGCUCUCCAGACGCUCAUCAUGUAUGGGAGUAUGAUGUUCGUCAUCAUCAAGGGCGCCAUCGACAUUGGCGGCUUCGAUGUUGUGUGGCAGAGAAAUGCAGACAGCGGCCGAGCUCAGCUGAUUGACUUCGACCCUGACCCGACCACCCGCCACACCUUCUGGACCCUUGUCAUCGGAGGUUAUUUCACCUGGAUCACCAUCUACGGUGUUAACCAGGCACAGAUUCAGCGAUACCUCAGCGUUCAGACUAAACAGAUGGCCGUCAAUGCGCUGUGGAUCAACUUUGUGGGACUGUUUAUACUGAUGCUCACCUGCUGCUUCGGUGGGAUGGUUGUGUACGCCAAUUACCACGACUGUGACCCCAUCCGCUCAGGUGUGGUUGACAAGGGAGACCAGCUGUUCCCGCUCUUCGUUAUGGAUACCCUUGGCCAAUGGAGAGGUCUCCCAGGACUCUUCGUUGCUGGUGUAUUUUCCGGGGCUUUAAGCACCGUGUCUUCCGGAAUGAACUCCUUAGCGGCCAUCGUGUUGGAGGACUUUAUCAAGGCCGGCUGUUAUCCCAACAUCUCUGAAAACGCUGCCACCUGGACUUCCAGAGCACUCUCACUCUUCUUCGGUCUGCUCACUUUUGCACUCGUCUUCGUAGCAGAACAACUCGGCAACAUUUUAAAUGCGGCGCUCAGCAUCUUUGGUAUGGUCGGAGGGCCUCUGCUGGGAGUCUUCACCCUCGGCAUGUUCUUCCCCUGGGCCAACUCCACCGGAGCCUUCGUUGGUGAGGUGGUCAGCUUGGUCUUCAUGUUCUGGAUCGGAAUCGGUCAUCAGGUGGCCAAAGCUUCGGGUCAGAUACACUUGCCUUCCCUGCCCACGAGUAUUGAUGGGUGCAACUUCACCAUCGCUGAACCGUCCUUCACCCCUCUUAUUGAGAGUGAUCCUGGUGAGCCUCUGGCCAUAUACCGCCUGUCAUACAUGUGGUAUUCUGCCACGGGCUGCUUCACCGUGAUCGUGGUGGGUAUGCUGGUGACGCUGGUGACUGGCAAGCAAGACGUAAGGGCCCUCGACCCUCGUUGCCUCUCUCCUGCUGUCUUGUGGCUCAAGAACUGGAUACCAGGACUGGACGGUCUUGGAGAAGACUAUGAAAAUGAGGAAGAGGGACUGAAAGAAAACAAGAGCUCUAGUUCCCUUGGCACCACCAACUUUGCUUUUAAGACAGUAUUAUCUACAAAAUCACUCAUUGGACAUUCCUCUGAUAGUUCAAAGGUGUAAGACAUGACUCACUAUUAGCUGCCAAGGAUCAAGUAUCAACACAAUACAUAUCAAACAAUUUAUGAAACAGCCUUAAAUAUUUGAGAUGUAAGUGAGUAUGGCUUACAGUUUAUGUAGGCAGUAGAAUAAUUUAAUGACACUGCCUGUGAAGUGGACUGCUGUAGUAAGGUACACAGUUGAUUGUUUCGUUGUAAGAAACCCACAUGAAAAUAUAUUUAUUGCUUCAUUAUCUGACAUGAAAACCGUACAUCAAUACACAGUGCACAGAUUUGUAAUUUGAUUAUUUAUAACUAAUUAAACCCUGAUAGAUUGUUGCACACGUGAACAAAAUCCAAUUUGAUCACGACACGUUGCCUGUUAAGAUUCUUGAACAGUAUAACCUAUAUUGCUGGGUAGUAAGGUAAUAAGUUAAUUUUUAUUAGACUUUAAUAUUUCCGGUAUUUAUCACUUUCUUUAUAAGUACUGUACAACAAAGCUUUUAUUUAAACUAUACACAUAGCUAGUAAGACGUUUGCGGUAAAUGUUCUAUGUAUUUUUAUGAUGAAAGUCUUUAGCAUAUACGUCACACUCUUGUCUUGCAAAACAGUUUAGUGUGUUAUCACUGUAUUUGAUGUCAGUUAAUAUUGCAGAGAACAUUAUUUUACCAUAUGUAGUUAUUGAAGUUAUUGUUGAUCUACCUAAACUUAUUUAUUCUAUCCAUAUUUAUUAACAAUAGAUAAUAGUUGAUGUUAAAAAGUAAUGACAUUAUUAUAUCUUUUUGUUAUCAUUAUAUAAUCUAUAUAUUUUAGAAUUACAUAAUGUAUUUGAAAAUCAUAGGUACUAUUUUUGCUGUAAGCAAAACUUCUAUGGGAGAUAAGUAUGAAUUUUAUCCUAAUUUAAUUCUCAUGUUUCUAAGAAUUGUACAAAACAGCUUGGUAAGACAACGUCAUUCUUUUGUUGAACAAUUGGAUUGCUAAAAGCACUCGUAAUUUUUUUUAGAAUUUUCCAUUAGAGUAUCGUAACCUUUCUGGCACCCAUGGAAGGCGCAGUUGGUCCGAAUAUUUAAUGAAUAAAACUGAAAAUUAAAAUCUGGCAGCGGAAACAAAACCCUGGUAUGCAAUGUGGUGACGUUUUCUUGGCUAAGACAACCACGUGUGUACCCAUUUCACUGAUGUAUUCGGAAACAUUUUAACUCCUGAGUGAAAUACGUGCAUUAUAUAUACAGUAUAUAUUAGUGUGACAGUAGGUAUUUGAUGAUGAACGCUAUUGUCGUCUUUAUUAACACACUCAUCAUUCUGUCACUUUAUGUAACUUGCUGACAAAACCCAUGACCCUUCAGGCUUCCACGCCCUUAAU